AUGAUACAAAUUAUGAACUGGUUUUCAAUGGCCAUAGGUCUCAUUCCGCUGAAUCGCCAGCAAUCGGAGUCCAAUGUGAUACUCGACUAUGCGAUGAUGCUGCUGGUGCCCGUCUUCUAUCUGGGCUGCUACUUUCUCAUCAACCUCACGCAUGCCUUUGGCCUGUGCUUCCUGGAUGCCUGCAACAGUGUGUGUCGCCUGAGCAACAACCUAUUCAUGCAUCUGGGCGCCUUCCUCUAUCUGACCGUCACCCUGAUGAGUCUCUAUCGGCGCAAGGACUUCUUUCUGCAGUUCGACGAGCGGCUGAACGCCAUCGAUGCUGUCAUACAGAAGUGUCGACAUGUGGCCGAAAUGGACAGGGUAAAGGUCACGGCGGUGAAGCACAGUGUGGCCUACCACUUCACCUGGCUGUUCCUCUUCUGUGUGUUUGCCUUUGCCCUCUACUACGAUAUCAGGGCACUAUAUCUCACCUUUGGCAACUACGCUUUCAUCCCCUUUAUGGUAUCGAGUUUCCCCUAUCUGGCCGGGAGUAUCAUCCAGGGCGAGUUCAUCUAUCAUGUGUCCGUCAUUUCGCAGCGCUUUGAGCAGAUCAACACAUUGUUCGAGAAAAUUAACCAGGAGGCCCGCCACCGACACGCCCCGCUCACCGUGUUCGAUAUCGAGAGCGAGGGCAAGAAGCAGGAGCGGAAGAACCUAACGCCCGCCACGGCCAUGGACUCGAGAGGGCCAUCGUUUGGCAAUGAGCAAAAGUUGUCCGGCGAAAUGAAACGUCAAAUGGCCGCUCCACCGCCUCCACCACCGCAGGGCCAACAAAAGAACGAGGAGGACGAAAUGGAUAGCAGCUAUGACGAGGACGAGGACGAUUUUGAUUAUGACAAUGCCACCAUUGUCGAGAAUACAGGAAACACUUCCGAGGCCAAUCUGCCGGACCUGUUCAAACUGCACGACAAAAUCCUUUCGCUCAGUGUAAUAACGAACGGGGAAUUCGGUCCCCAGUGCGUGCCCUAUAUGGCUGCCUGCUUUGUGGUCAGCAUUUUCGGCAUCUUCCUGGAGACCAAGGUGAACUUCAUUGUGAGCGGCAAGAGCCGCCUGUUGGACUACGUGACGUACUUGUAUGUCAUCUGGAGCUUCACCACCAUGGUGGUGGCCUACAUCGUGCUCCGGCUGUGCUGCAACGCCAACAACCACUCGAAGCAGUCGGCCAUGAUUGUCCACGAGAUAAUGCAGAAGAAGCCGGCCUUCAUGCUGAGCAACGAUCUCUUCUACAACAAGAUGAAAUCGUUCACCCUGCAGUUCCUGCACUGGGAGGGCUAUUUCCAGUUCAACGGCAUCGGCCUGUUCGCCCUCGACUACACGUUCAUCUUUUCGACCGUGAGUGCCGCCACAUCGUAUUUAAUCGUCCUGCUGCAGUUCGACAUGACGGCCAUUCUGCGGAACGAGGGCCUCAUGUCAUAA
Drosophila persimilis is the source of this 1455-nucleotide messenger RNA. It is a transcript of the gene Gr33a, whose product is annotated as gustatory and pheromone receptor 33a. The transcript is spliced from 5 exons. Bases 1 to 1455 code for a protein of 484 amino acids. Lineage: Eukaryota; Metazoa; Arthropoda; Insecta; Diptera; Drosophilidae. Gene Ontology annotation, cellular component: membrane; axon; dendrite. Gene Ontology annotation, biological process: sensory perception of taste. The record is from RefSeq and is a predicted model, not a curated record.